Molecule: messenger RNA, 462 nt
Organism: Arvicanthis niloticus (Nile rat)
Lineage: Eukaryota; Metazoa; Chordata; Mammalia; Rodentia; Muridae
Source: RefSeq, a predicted model, not a curated record
AUGGAAAACAGAAAAUGUGUUACACUGCAGGAGGGGUUACACCUAUAUUUCCACAGGAAAAGAAAAGGAAGAUCAGCCAUAUUAGAGUGCCCGAGAUACUGGCAUCAACACUGGAACAAAUGCUUAUUUAUUUCUCAAAUUUCCAAACCUUGGAUAGAAGGUCUAGCAGCCUGCUCUAUAAAAGAUGCCACUUUGUUGCACAUUGAAAAUAAAGAAGAACUGAGAUUCGUGCAGAACUUUAUAAAGGGAAAAGAACAGCUAUUUUUUAUUGGACUAAAUUAUGUACAAGAGGAGAAGGUCUGGAAGUGGAUAAAUGGCUCUAUUUUAAAUCCUGACUUAUUACGAACCACUGGCAAGGAUGUAGAAAACAGCUGUGCCCUCAUCUCACACACAGAAGUGUUUUCAGAUUCCUGUUCUUCAGACAACCAUUGGAUCUGCCAAAAGACCCUGAAACAUGUCUGA